Messenger RNA from Prunus avium (sweet cherry), 4551 nucleotides. The record is from RefSeq and is a predicted model, not a curated record. Lineage: Eukaryota; Viridiplantae; Streptophyta; Magnoliopsida; Rosales; Rosaceae.
UUCAUCUUGUUUUGUAUGCUCAUUUAUAAAACAUUUUCAAAGAAGAUUAUAGCUCCACCACACUCAACCUUCUCUCCAGUGUCAAUAAUCUCAGCUACUUUUAAUGCUGCUUUGGCUUUGGCAUACUUCAGUUUUGGGGUAUGGACAAUCAACAAGAAAGUAAAUACAGAUCAGUCGAUUAUACCUCUCCAUGGAUGGCUAGUAUUUUUAUGUCAAGGGUUCACAUGGCUGCUUCUGGCUUUUACCAUAAGCCUAAAGAAGCCAAACCCUUCACAUAUUUCGACAACGAAAGUUUGUUCAAUUCUCGCUUUCUUGAUUGCGGUUUUUCUUUGUAGUUCGGCUAUUUGGCAAGCUUUUGUAAAUGAGGCAAUAUCGGUGAAGAUUGUUUUAAACAUUUGUUAUUUCCCAGGAUCAAUCCUUUUGCUCUUUAGUGCAUUUCAGGAUACAAAAGGUGAUCCACAAACCCAUGAUGAUGCUUUCUACACACCUUUGCAAGGCGCAGAAUCAGAUGUCAAAGAUGAUAUCAGUUCAAAUGGCAAUGUAACUCCUUUUGAAAAAGCAGGGUUAUUUAGCACAAUGACAUUUUGGUGGCUGAAUCCCUUAAUGAAGAAAGGUAAGCAAAAGAUUCUUGAGGAUGAAGAUAUUCCACUAUUGCGACAGGCUGAUCAAGCUCGAACAUGGUACUUAAAAUUUAUGGAGCAAUUGAACAAAAGGAAGGAAGGAGGUUCAUCUGAUACCCCUUCUAUUUUGUCCAUAAUCUUUUAUUGCCAGAGGAGAGAAUUUUUUAUUUCUGGGCUAUACGCACUGAUCAAGAUUCUCACAACCACAAGCAGUCCGCUGUUUCUCAUGGCCUUCAUUAAGAUUGUUGAAGGCAAUGCAGCUUUUAAAUAUGAGGGUUAUGCACUGACUCUUGCUCUCUUCAUUGUGAAAAUCUUGGAAUCACUGUCGGAGAGGCAGUGGUACUUUAAAACUAGACUGAUCGGGCUCCAAGUGAGAUCAUUGGUGUCAGCUGCAAUAUAUCAGAAGCAACUGCGACUCUCGAAUUCUGCGAAGAUGGCUCAUUCGCCUGGUGAGAUGGUGAAUUAUGUCACAGUGGAUGCUUACAGAAUUGGUGAAUUUCCAUACUGGUUUCAUCAGAUGUGGACCACAAGCCUUCAACUAUGCCUUUCAUUACUUAUUGUUUACUUCUCAGUGGGGUUGGCAAUUGUUUCAGCUCUAAUUGUACUCAUAUUGAGUGUGCUGGCAAGCUCUCCAUUGGCCAAGUUGCAGCAUGAGUAUCAAACGAAGUUCAUGGUGGCACAAAAUAGGAGGCUGAAGGCCAUUUCAGAAGCACUUUCAAAUAUGAAGAUCUUGAAGCUGUAUUCCUGGGAAAAAAAAUUUAAGAAUGUCAUAGAAGGGUUAAGAGCGGAUGAACUAAAGUUGAUAUCUCAAGUAUUGUCACAAAAGGGAUAUCAUUUGGCAGUAUUUUGGUCAAGUCCUAUUUUAGUAUCAGCUGUAACCUUUUGGACAUGCUAUUUCCUCGGAUUUGAACUAUCUGCUAGUAAUGUUUUCACAUUUCUAGCAACUUUGCGUAAUGUUCAGGAGCCAAUUAGGCUGAUUUCAGAUGUUUUUGGAGCAUUUAUUGAAGCAAAGGUUUCAUUAUCUCGGAUUGUGAACUUCCUUGAUGCACCAGAGCUGGAGCACAGACAAACAAGGAAAGAGAGCAUUGGCGUAGAAUUUGAGCAUUCAAUUCUUAUUAGAUCUUCUGAAAUUUCAUGGGACACUAGUGCUAAAAAGGCCACAUUAAGGAACAUUAAUUUGGUGGUUAAACCAGGAGAAAAAGUAGCAAUUUGUGGAGAGGUUGGCUCAGGUAAAUCAACCCUUUUAGCUGCAAUUCUUGGAGAAGUUCCACGCAUCAAUGGCAUUGUUCAAGUAUAUGGGAAGAUAGCGUAUGUUGCCCAGUCUGCAUGGAUCCAAACAGGAACUAUACAAGAAAAUAUUCUGUUUGGGUCUGUCAUGGAUCAUGUUAGAUACCAAGAAACACUUGAGAAGUGCUCUCUAUUGAAGGACCUUGAGAUGCUUCCAUUCCAUGAUCUCACUCAGAUAGGAGAAAGAGGUGUGAAUCUAAGUGGUGGGCAGAAGCAGCGCAUUCAACUUGCCCGCGCACUCUAUCAAAACGCUGAUGUCUACCUCUUGGAUGACCCAUUCAGUGCAGUUGAUGCCCAUACUGCAACCAGCUUAUUUAAUGAAUAUAUCAUAGGAGCUCUGUCGGAGAAGACAGUUUUGCUUGUGACACACCAAGUAGACUUCCUUCCAUCAUUUAAUUCCAUUUUGUUGAUGUCUGCAGGGAAAAUUUUAAAAGCAGCUCCUUAUAAAGAGUUGCUGACUUCUUGUCAAGAGUUCCAAGACCUGGUCAAUGCACACAAUGACACUGCUGGGUGUGAGAGGCAAGUUGAAUAUGCUUCUAAAAGAAAACAUAACUCCUCUAUUGAAGAGAUUGAGAAAGUUCAAACUAGGGUACCGCAAAAAGAAUCUUCUGGGGAUCAAUUGAUUAAGAAAGAAGAAAAAGAAACAGGAGACACUGGUUUCAGGCCAUAUAUUCAGUAUUUGAAGCAGAGCAAGGGAUUUUUGCACUUCUUCUCGUCAAUUUUUGUCCAUGUGAUAUUCAUACUUGGGCAAUUAAUUCAAUCGUAUUGGUUGGCUGCCAAGCUUCAGGAUUAUAGCGUAUCGAGAGUCAAACUAUUUGCUUUUUAUUCUCUGAUCAUGUGUAUCAUGUCAUUCGCUUUGUUUCUUCGAUUCUUCUUUCUAGUUAACUUAGGAUGCGGUGCAUCCAAGUCCAUUUUUGAUACACUACUGAACUCUCUUUUCCGAGCACCAAUGCUGUUUUAUGACUCAACACCCAUAGGAAGGGUACUUAGUCGGGUAUCUACUGAUAUGAAUAUCAUCGACCUUGAAGUAGCUUUCAAGUUAGGAAUUUCUGUUGGGGCAACUUUGAUGACAUACAGCAUAUUUUUAGUAUUGGUUUCUAUCACUUGGCCAAUCGUGUUUCUGAUUAUUCCAAUAAUUUAUGUUACUGUACUACUUCAGAAUUACUACUUUGCUUCUGCAAAAGAGUUAAUGCGAAUGAAUGGCACGACAAAGUCUGCACUUGCAAGCCACCUUGCCGAAUCCAUUGCUGGAGCCUUGACAAUCAGAGCUUUUGGCGAGGAGGACCAGUUCUUCUCUAAAAACUUGGAUUUAAUUGAUGCAAAUGCUAGUGCUGACUUCAGCAGAUUUUCAGCGAAUGAGUGGCUGAUCGAACGUCUUGAAUUUCUAUGUGCUAUCGUUCUCUCAGCCUCAGCCCUUGCCAUUUCUUUGAUUCAUUUUGACGCCUCUUCCUCUGGUUUUAUUGGGAUGGCACUGUCAUAUGGUCUCUCAUUAAAUGUAUUCCUAGCAAUUUCUGUCCAAUACCAAUGCAUGCUAGAAAAUUCAAUGAUUUCUGUAGAAAGGAUAGAACAAUACAUGCAUAUUCCUAGUGAGGCUCCAGAAGUAAUAGAUGAAAACAGACCUGCCGACAAUUGGCCUACUGCGGGUAAAGUGGAAAUACGUGAUUUAAAGGUAAGAUAUAGGCCAAAUGCUCCACUAGUUCUUCGUGGGAUAAAUUGCAUAAUUGAAGGAGGGUACAAAAUUGGGAUUGUUGGCCGGACUGGAAGUGGAAAGACAACUCUUAUCAGCAUUUUGUUUCGUCUGGUAGAGCCUACAGAGGGAAGGAUUAUAGUAGAUGACUAUGACAUUUGUAAAAUUGGACUUCAUGAUUUAAGAUCACGUUUUGGGAUCAUCCCACAAGAUCCAACAUUAUUCAAUGGGUCUUUCAGAUUCAAUCUAGACCCCUUAUCAGAGCAUACUGAUCAUGAAAUAUGGGAGGUUCUUGAAAAAUGUCAGUUACGAGAGGCCAUUCAAGAAAAAGAAGGAGGCCUGGAAUCUUUAGUUGUACAAGAUGGAACAAACUGGAGCAUGGGGCAGCGACAACUAUUUUGUUUGGGACGCGCUUUGUUGAAGAGGAGCCGGAUACUAGUGCUCGAUGAAGCCACUGCAUCAAUGGACAAUGCAACAGAUUCUGUUCUUCAGAAAACUAUAAGAACAGAAUUUGCAGACUGCACUGUGAUAACGGUGGCUCAUAGGAUACCAACUGUUAUGGACUGCACUAAGGUGCUUGCUAUUAGUGAUGGGAAACUGGUAGAGUAUGAUGAGCCAAUGAAGCUGAUUAAAAACAAGGGUUCGCUAUUUGGGCAGCUUGUCAAGGAAUACUGGUCUCAAGCUGCCAAUGCCGGUAUCUCCUCAGAAGGUUGAUUGGGAAACGUAUUCAAUAUAUUUGCAAUAAUUUCUGAGGAAAUUUUAGCAAGCAAGGUAGAUUGGGAUUUGGCUCUGUCUGUUUUAGUACUCGAGAGAGUAAUAUGGUUGCUCAUUCUCUGGCUCGUCAUGCUUUGCAUGAGCGUGACGUCUAAAUUUGGUUAGAGGAGGGUCUGGAAUGGCUUGUGAAAUGUAUCAAUGUUGUUUGUGUUUCUUACCUUGAUUUGAAUAAAGUUUCCUAGU